Molecule: messenger RNA, 1848 nt
Organism: Diatraea saccharalis (sugarcane borer)
Lineage: Eukaryota; Metazoa; Arthropoda; Insecta; Lepidoptera; Crambidae
Source: the annotation of a GenBank genome assembly
AUGAAAACGCAUUUUAAACAUCCUCAAAAUGAUUCUAAAGUGCACUGUCUAUUGGACCCACCACACAUGAUUAAGCUUUCGCGGAAUGUGUUCGCCGAAACAAAAAUGAGUUCUGAAAAAGGAGAAAUUAAUUUUGAAUUUGUUAAAAAAUUACAUAAUCUCCAGGAUCAAGAAGGUUUAAGGUUAGCCAAUAAGUUAUCUAGUAUCCAUGUUAAUUUUGGUGGUAAAAAAAUGAAUGUUAGGCUUACCACCCAAGUUUUAAGUUCAUCGGUGGCAGAUUCAAUUGAUUUUUUAAGAUGCAGUGGCAAUUUAAACUUUGCAGAUAGUGAGGCGACAGUUGAAUACAUCAGAAUAUUAGAUCGGAUAUUUGAUAUGUUUAAUUGCAAACAACCUUUUGGUAAAGGAUUUAAAUCUCCUAUGCGUCUAGAGAAUAUGGAUGUGUGGACGAGUAUUUUUAAUGAGACAAGAGAAUAUCUUUGCAAACUUAAAGUUAAUGGUAGCCCAAUGUUGCAGCAUCGUCGCAAGAUACCAUGUCUCGGUUUAAUAAUCGAUACAUUUAGUUUUUCUCAAUUUGCGUUAGAUUUGCUUCAAAAAGGGAUAGUGAAAUAUUUCCUUACGUACAAAUGCUCUCAAGACCAUUUAGAAAUGUUCUUUUCUUGUUUGAGGGUUGCUGGUGGGCAUAAUGAUAACCCGAGUGCUUUGCAAGUCAAGUAUGCCAUAAGAAAACUACUGUUCCGUAACAGCGUCACUCCUAGUGUAAACGCCAAUUCAUUUGACGCAGAUUUUCAAACGUCACCAGUUUUAGAAUUUAAAUCGAAUAAACAUGAAUGCAAUUCAGUAUUUACAACAGAGACAAACGAGGAACAACAAAUUGAAUGGCUCCUUAAUACCGUUAAUGGACGAAAUCUGUCUGAAUACAAAAAUAAUAUUUUAUAUUAUAUAUCAGGUUUCAUUGUAAAAAAGUUUUUAGAGAAAAGCAACUGUGAACAUUGCAACGCGGCGCUGGUAAGCAAUGAAAAUGAAGUCAGUAAAGAGCACAGCUAUACCAUUGAUUUAAAUAAUUAUUCAGCUUUUACCAUGUUUAUAGAUAGAGGUGGUUUGAAAUAUGCAUCAAAAUUCGUUUUUCUUAUUGUUCAAUAUACGGAAAAAGUGUUCAUAACAUUGGCAAAAGAUUCUCUAUUGAAAACUAACAGGCAUAAAAUAUUGAUUCUAAUCCAGCAGCAGUUUUUGGAUAAAUUAGAUUUCCUGAUUGUUCCGCCACAUCCAGUGAAUUCUUUCAAUUGUGAAACCAGACACGAAAUUAUUCUUUUAAAGUUCAUUGCUAACAAAUAUCUCAUAAUAGAAUGUCAACUUAUGGCAAAGAUCUCACAUUCAAGGCCAUUGGCACAUCUCGCGCUACUUUACGCCAUAAAUUGCACAAAACAAUUUUGUUCAGUAAUGUUUAAUUUUCAAAUGUCAACAAUACAGUCAUAAUAAAAUAUACUAUUUUGAUUGCGUUUUAUUAUUAGGGGGGGGAAGGUCUGCCUAUGAAAUUGCUAAUUUCCAUAGAUUCAAAAUUUAUUAUUGUUGAGUUGAGAUUAAAUAAGAAUUUUUUCUGCUUCAUAUUAAUAUUAUUCAAUUUCAAUAAUCAAUAUUUUCUUUUAAUGUCCAAUGUAUUCAGGUAAGAAUGGUUACACUACUUAGAAAGGGACAAACCAAGAUUUAUGACCUCUCACUCGGCGCAUGUUUAGACGCACAGUAAGCAUUCUAGUUGUACGUAGUACUUAUUAAUUCUAUGGUAAUAAGAUAUAUAGUUUUUUUUUAUCAAAUAGUUUUCUUAAUUCAAUUUCGAUUAUACUCUUUCCAUAA